GUGCAAGAGAGAAGUGCCCGGCCUAGCAGAUUCCUCUUUCCUCCCGUCUUCGCUCUGCCACUCUCCGCUGUCGUUCCCUCUUCGUCCAGCUCUACUCGGGACUCCCAAAUGUCGGUCUCCGGUGAGGCGGGCUGGGCUACGAAGAAGCCUCCGAAGCGCCUUGGAGGCAUGGCUGAAGCCCUCUCGAUCGCUUCCGAUCUCGGCUUCUCCAUCGCUCCCCUCCAGGAAGAUCAACAAAGCAUGUCCAACUCAUUUGGAAGCGACAAAAGCGAUGACUUGAUAAGGGUUUUAAGAGAGCUUACUUCAGUACAAAGAAACAUCGCCAAUUUGCAAGUGGAACUUCAGGGACGAAAGGAUGAUAAAAACGUGGCACAUCUAACCCACGUGAGUGAAAUGGAAAAGAAAUGUGAGUCUUUGGCCGGAAUCACUGCUAUUUUAAGAGAUGUUAUCCAGAACAAGGAUCGCAUCAUUGCGCGUCUUCAACAACCAUAUUCUCUAGAUUGCAUUCCAGUGGAAGCUGAAUAUCAGAAACAAUUUUCGGAGCUGUUGCUGAAGGCUGCCAGUGAUUAUGGAGCUUUGACAGCAUCUGUCGCUGAUCUCCAGUGGAGCCAGAACUUCAGAGAAUUGCCAUCAGUGUGGGGGGAAAUGCUGCGUCCCAUCCCUGCUGCCUUGGCAUCCUGCACUCGUUUCUUUGAGGCUAUGUCUGCCAUGAGGGAAUCAUUUGGGACCCUCCAACAGCUGCGUGUGGGUCACUCUUCCUCAUCUAUGACACUGAGUGACCCUUCAGGAGGGGAUUCUAGGUUUUUGACACCUUCUCAGUGGAGAGAGGGGACAAUGAGCUCUGAUGACUCGAUUGUUGAUGGUUGGAGACAAGAGGCAGAGGGUAGAGUGGAGGAGAGUAAGGUGGGUGAUGGCAUCAAUCAGAGGAGGUUAUCUUGGCCCCACUCGCUUAUGAAGGGCUCCUGAUUAUGUGACUUCACCAGACAGUUCAUAGAAAAGAUUUCGCAUUACUUUGCACAAGUUGUCGAAAGAUAAUAAACUGAAGUUAGUUCUUUGUUGCAACCUUAUUUUGUAAGACAUCUACCCUGAGGAUCUAUGUAACAUUGUAGUUGUCGUUGUCCAUCAGAAGUCAGUUGUGAUUCAUUGGAUUUUCUAGUCUUGCUGAUUUUUUGAGAUGUAUCACUUGUUGGAAUGUGAGAGAUUGUGUUCAUAGUGGCAAGUAUAUGUACAUGUGUACAUGCACGUAAGUGCAUGCAAGUCUUAUCUUCAUAUAUGUAUGAUUUGUUAUCCUAAGUCCAAGAAUUUAUACUGGUAAAAAU
Molecule: messenger RNA, 1319 nt
Organism: Elaeis guineensis (African oil palm)
Lineage: Eukaryota; Viridiplantae; Streptophyta; Magnoliopsida; Arecales; Arecaceae
Product: AUGMIN subunit 2
Biological process (GO): spindle assembly; microtubule organizing center organization; microtubule nucleation
Cellular component (GO): mitotic spindle microtubule
Source: RefSeq, a predicted model, not a curated record